CCAAUUGGAUUACAGAUUAGAAUGGAACCUUCUUUCAAAUAAAUUCUCCGAUCGCUACCGCAGAUUCGUGAACGAAUUCGCCCUUGCGUAGUAUUUUUCACUGUUUUUUGACAGAUGCUCAAUGUAUUGUACCUUUGACGCAUUUAUCGCAAAAGACCGCUUUUUUAUAAAAUCUAUUUGCCCUUCCUCGUGGUUUUGAAGCGCGAUGCGUCAAGAUUACGCAUCACUUGUGGUCCGCAGUUUCUACAGUGGAGGCUGUUGCAAUUCACGCGUAACAAUCAGCGUAUUUAUACCAGCCUUUGCCCUUAUCGCUUUCAAACGGGUAUACGUAGUUGUAACGAUUGAAAGCCGCCAGUGAUCAGUGACCAUUUUGGCUUGACACUGGCAUGUUGUUACUUAUGAAACACGGAAUGAGGACAACCAGUAAAGAAGACGUUGCAAGUGUCAGUGUUUCUCAAAGUGAUUUGCAUUCCAGUACAGAUCACACCGACGAAGAUGAGCUCGCAACAGUUUGUAAUUUUGAAGAGGAUAACGGAGCGCAAGCAAUCCAUCUGCCGGUUUUUGAUGGUUAUAGUCAUAGAUCAAUUGCAGUUAAUGUAACGAAAAGCACCGAUGUAAAGAUCAGACCAGUAACGCAAUUCUAUGCUCCAGUAACGAUACAUCAACAUUCUACUAAAUUAGCGAACAACAAAGAUAAACUCGAGAAGCAAUCAAAUUCCCAGUUUAUGUUGAGUCGUACUUCAGCUAUUUCAACGAAUCUGGUAUGCAUAUUGGGAAUUGUGUUUAGUUUAAUUAUUGCCGUUACUCUUAUUGUGAUUAUGAUAUAUUUCAUCACGCCCCCGAGAAAUGAUGGGAAAAAUGCACUGCGUUCGCGUCUACCAGAAGGGAACUCCGUAGCUUUGGAUGAGGAUGUGGCUAUAUUGACCAAGGAACGAUGGGGAGGAUAUGAAAUGCGGGACGGGUGGCAAAACAGAAGUCUUUCACAUCCUGUAGAAUUAGUUAUCAUUGGACAUACAGCGUCAAGUCCGUGCUCCACAUUCGAAGAGUGCGCAUCAAAAAUGCAAACAUUUCAAAAUCUGCAUGUUCAAACUCGUGGCUGGGUUAGUAUUGGUUAUAAUUUCGUGAUCGGGGGGGACGGCAAUGUCUACCAAGCUUUGGGCUGGGAUAUCACAAACUACACUCGAGAUAAUUCCAUCAUGAUAUCCUUCAUUGGUAAUUAUGUAAUUAAUGAGGUAAAAAACAAGCAACGAAAGGCAGUGCAACUUUUACUGGAACAGGGAGUAGAACUAGGAAAGCUUGCUUCAAAUUAUAAACUGGUUGCUCACUGUCAGGUUGCUAAUACACUCAGUCCUGGGCAAUAUUUGUUAGCAGAUCUGAAGCAAUGGCCUCACUAUUAUGCUGGUCUAAUUACGUAACCUAUACUAGUGUCAUGGUUUUCUAUGAAAAACCAUAGCGCAAGUAAGGCUAAGUAUGCGAAGCAGAAUAGUUUAAAAACAUCCUAAGACUUUGAUAUCGCGGUUUUUCAACCCGUUGUUUUGUAUCUCAGUUUUAUUAACUCCGGCUCAAAUUCAAUAGGAGCUACUUAUGGGAACAAAAAGAAAUGAUGAAAUUCAGGUUGCAGUAUAGCAGAACCAAGUGUUAUUUCAAUUAUAUAUUUAACAGUCAAUAGUAAACGGUAUAAUUUAAUGUAAGUGCCAAAGAAUUAAGUAGAGACGCAAGAGAGAUAUAAAUGUAAUGAACGAAAAUGACAAUGCCAGAGUAUCUUUGAUGAUUUAUAUGUGCUGACUAGUCCAUAACAUAUAGCUGUCGAUAAUUGAUGACACUGGUGAACACGAAUUUUAAGUCUGGGUUCUAGAUGUCAAAUUUUGAUUUUUUUCCAUGUAAAUAAUGAAAGAAAAAAUAGAUUUAUUAGAUAAAGUUUGCUUUUGUAGAAACCAAAACGACAUGUUUGGAUUUUAAGAAUCAACAUAAAAAACAACAAAUGCAAACUUUAUAAGUGAUAAAUGAAUAUUAGGUUAUUAUUAGAUGCACAAAAUCAAAAUUUAUUUAUUUAAAUAUAAACUCAAUAAAAAAAAAAAAAACUUUUCUAUCGAUCUGUGUAAUCAUAGUUUUAGAAUACUCAAAACAUAAAUGUUUACAUGUAAAUCAAUUAUAAGCAUAAUCAGUCGAAUAUUUGCUCAAACAUGAUACGUAUCCAAAUAAAAAAAUGAGUAACGAUAAAAUCUUCACACAGUUUCUGCACUGGAUCAAAUGCUUUUAAAUUAUGACUAUUUGAUCCUUACAUUUCUAGUCUUUUGUUUUCACCACGUGAGAAAUAGUGAUAAUUUAUCAACUUUUCACUUCCAGUGUUAUUUUCAUCUUGCAUACAAUAGAUAAGUUACAGUUUGUGAUACACGUGCGUACAAACGGUGAUAAGUAUAAAGUUUUCUUUAAAUGACAUUAUACAUAUAGAAUUGUUAUUAGUUACGUAGGACAAAGAUGAAUGAAGUAAGAUAGCGUACCUCCGUUUUUAGAAAAAAUAAAUAAAACAUAUAUUUUAUACAAAUUUUAUGUCAAAUUGGAAUACUUUACGAAAUGAUGAAAAUGUUGUGAGAUUAUAUUGGGCGGAAAGGAGGAGCCACGUUUAUAGACGUUUUUAUGAUUGUAGGUAUGAAGAAUAAAGAAAAUACGUUAUAGGUAUUUUUCAUUCGCGCAAAUAAUACUUUUAAUAAAUUUGUUACGUUUUAGUCGGCUGUGAGUUAUUGUAAUCCAUGUUCAGUGUCAAGUUUGACAAUGAUCAAUCUAUCUUCGUGUAUACAUAUAAAUAUUUAUACAUUGAUCUCGGAAAUUUUAACAUGUUUCUCGGUUUACUUUUUUCUGUAUACGCGGCUAGAGUGAACGUCCGUUGAUAUGCAUACGUUUGUAUACUAAAUUACGAAAGAGGAACGGGUGUCGCUUUAUCGCAAUAAAAUUUCCCAGAAAGUUAUCAGUGCGAGAUUCGUUACAGCGAGACGCAAGUGACGGUAAUAUGAUUGGACGGCGAAUAGUGUAAGCAUAAUUAAAUGCUCACAGUUGUAAUCGUAUAUGUUGUGACUUGAAAGAAAUUACAAAACAGAAGAAGAUAUAAGCUGGAAUAUUGUUGGAAAUACCCAAGAAUUACGAACAUAUAACAGAUAACGAAAAAUAAUAAUUAUCAGCUGUGUUUGAUCUCAUUCUCGAAUGUGGCCUUGUGAAAAUUAUGAGAGGCGUAGAAUUGCACUGGGAUCAGAAUCAGCGUACUAGGAUCAAAAUUUCCUUGUCGUCUCGUUUUUCCGGAAAGUUCGAAAUAAUGUCAGUUAAAUUUAUGUGGAACUUUGUGAAAGAAUGAAUGGCCACUAUUUUGGAAAUUUGAUUAUAGGUGAGAGACGCCGCGCUGAAAGGCGUCUUUUUAUAAGAAAUUAUCCAUGUCGAUUUUGACUGAAUAAGUUUCUUUAAUCUUAUAUCAUUUAACAAGGCAUUCCUUUGCGCAGUACGUUUGAAUAUAAU
Messenger RNA from Neodiprion fabricii, 3504 nucleotides. Its product is annotated as peptidoglycan-recognition protein SC2-like. Gene Ontology annotation, biological process: peptidoglycan catabolic process. Gene Ontology annotation, molecular function: N-acetylmuramoyl-L-alanine amidase activity; zinc ion binding. The transcript has 3 exons. The record is from RefSeq and is a predicted model, not a curated record. NCBI's taxonomy places the organism in Eukaryota, Metazoa, Arthropoda, Insecta, Hymenoptera, Diprionidae. The coding region runs from base 387 to 1415 and encodes 342 amino acids.